AUGAAUAGAAAUCUGAACAACUUGAAGGGCAUACAGACAACCGAUGUAAGUCAUUGGUGUAAUCAGUCUACCCCUUACACAUUCAGUCAAACCCCCUACAUAGUCAGCCUACACCCUAUAAGUCAGUCUACACCCUAUACGUCAGUCUACCCCCUACACAGUCAGUAUACACCCUACAUAGUCAGCCUACACCCUAUAAGUCAGUCUACCCCCUACAUAGUCAGCCUACACCCUAUAAGUCAGUCUACCCCCUACAUAGUCAGCCUACACCCUAUAAGUCAGUCUACCCCCUACACAUCAGUCUACUCCCUACACAGUCAGUCUACCCCGUACAAAGUCAGUCUACACCCUACACAGUCAGUCUACACCGAUCACAGUCAGUCCAUAGUCAGUCUACCCACUACACAGUCAGUAUACCUCUGUAACAUCAGUCUACCCACUACACAGUCAGUCUACCCCCUAGAUAAUCAGUCUACCACAUACGCAGUCAGUCUACCCCCUAGACAGUCAGUCUAUUCCCUACACAGUCAGUCUACCCCCUACAUAAUCCGUCUACCCACAUACACAUUCAGCCUACCCCCCUACACAGUCAGUCUCUCCCAUAAACCGUUAGUCACCCCGUCUACACAGUCAGUCUACCCCCUACACAGUCAGUCUAACCCCAUAGACAGUCAGGUUACCCCACACAGUCUGUCUACCCCCUACACAGUCUUCCUUAAACACAGUCAGUCUACCCCCAUACACAGUCAGUCUACCCCCUACACAAUCAGUCUACCCCAUACAUAG
Molecule: messenger RNA, 786 nt
Organism: Dreissena polymorpha
Lineage: Eukaryota; Metazoa; Mollusca; Bivalvia; Myida; Dreissenidae
Exons: 3
Coding region: 1-786 (261 amino acids)
Source: RefSeq, a predicted model, not a curated record